Phyllotreta striolata is the source of this 1462-nucleotide messenger RNA. NCBI's taxonomy places the organism in Eukaryota, Metazoa, Arthropoda, Insecta, Coleoptera, Chrysomelidae. The record is from the annotation of a GenBank genome assembly.
GAUGACAUUGACAUCUGUCUGAAGAAUUUGUUGGUUAGGAUUUUAGUAGUUGCUUUGAUGUUAUAUUUUGUAUAAAUUUGUAAUUAUUCUAUUCUCAUUUUGAUUGCAUUUGCACAUUAUGGCUACAUCAAAAACCACCAAUACCUACAAUAGACAAAACUGGGAAGAUGCUGACUUCCCUAUUCUCUGUCAGACAUGUUUGGGUGAUAAUCCAUACAUAAGAAUGACCAAAGAGAAAUAUGGAAAAGAAUGUAAAAUUUGUGCGCGUCCUUUCACUGUCUUCCGAUGGUGCCCCGGGGCUAGAAUGCGCUUCAAGAAAACAGAAGUAUGCCAGACUUGCAGCAAACUGAAAAACGUUUGCCAGACGUGCCUGCUCGACUUGGAAUACGGUUUGCCUAUUCAAGUGCGCGAUGCAGCCUUGAAAAUGAAGGACGACUUACCCAAAAGUGAUGUCAACAAAGAAUAUUACAUUCAAAACAUGGAACGAGAGCUUGCAAGGUCAGAUCCAGACACGAUAAGCAGCAAACUCAGCGAACCAAACGAUCUUCUGAUGCGUCUGGCUCGAACUGCUCCAUAUUAUAAGAGAAAUCGCCCGCACGUGUGCUCCUUUUGGGUGAAGGGCGAAUGCAGACGAGGAGAAGAAUGCCCAUAUCGUCACGAAAAACCCACCGAUCCCGAUGAUCCGCUAGCCGAUCAGAAUAUCAAAGAUCGUUAUUAUGGCGUAAACGAUCCUGUUGCCGAUAAAUUGCUGAAAAGAGCAGCCGCUAUGCCAGCUCUACCUCCACCAGAUGAUCUAACCAUCACUACAUUGUAUAUCGGAAAUCUUGGAAAUUUAACUGAACAAGACAUAAGAGAUCAUUUCUACCAGUACGGUGAGAUCCGCUCGGUAAGUCUAGUGCCGAAGCAACAAUGCGCCUUUGUGCAGUAUACUACUAGAGCAGCAGCGGAGUCAGCGGCGGAGAAAACCUUCAACAAGCUAAUCUUGGGCGGGAGACGUCUCACCAUAAAAUGGGGUCGUUCGCAGGGGCGCACUGGCCCGGCGGCGAUCGGUCACGUUCCGGAAAAUUACGAACCCGUUCCGGGCCUGCCGGGCGCCCUGCCGGAAUUGAGCAACAACUUCUUCAACUUGGAGCCGGGGCAUAUUCCGUUGCCGAAUAUGCCGCCGCCGCCGUCUCUGAUGGUGCCGCCGCUGUUCGCUCCUCCGCCGCCCAUUCCGCCGUUCUUCUUCAAUCCGCCGCAGUUGCCGCCGUUCGCGGGGGCGUCUGCUAGUUCGAGCGCUGCUAGUAGCGCUGGAGAGGCGGUGCCCGUGCCCGUUCCUGUUCCUAAAGCGCCGGUGCAUUAUCCUAGUCAGGAUCCGUCCCGGUUGGGGGCGACACAAAUACAGGAAUAGGAUUUUUUUAUGUAAUUCGAUGAUACUUGUAUGGUAAUAUUUUAAUUUACUUGAAUAAACGGUACAUAAGAG